Aspergillus heteromorphus CBS 117.55 is the source of this 3314-nucleotide messenger RNA. It is a transcript of the gene agdC, whose product is annotated as putative alpha-glucosidase. Gene Ontology annotation, biological process: carbohydrate metabolic process. Gene Ontology annotation, molecular function: carbohydrate binding; hydrolase activity, hydrolyzing O-glycosyl compounds. The coding region runs from base 275 to 2893 and encodes 872 amino acids. NCBI's taxonomy places the organism in Eukaryota, Fungi, Ascomycota, Eurotiomycetes, Eurotiales, Aspergillaceae. The transcript is spliced from 7 exons. The record is from RefSeq and is a predicted model, not a curated record.
CCCGCGUCAAAACACACCUUAAGUUCAAUACACGCAUCGAAAUGACACUGCAUUCUGAGCUCUGUCCCUGUUUGUGUUUCCGUGGAGCUGUCAUACCUCAGCGCCGCCACAUAAUGAUGCGCUUUGCUCAACCCGCCAUGCACUUGAGGUCGGUCAUCAUCCAGACCAAUGCAUCGCCCCUGCCUAAACACAUAUAAACCCUCCGUGGCCUCCGCUUACUUCCCACGCAAAUACAUGACCUGUGAGCAUCCUGGGGUAUCCUGUGUCUGAAACCAUGAUGCUCCGGUCUUUUCUAUUCCUCAUACCCCUUGCGGGCGCUGCCGUCACUGGGACUCCAAAAACCCUCCAGGAGUGCCCGGGGUACAAGGCUUCGCAUGUCAAGCAGAAUGCCACAUCCUUGACGGCGGAUCUGACCCUCGCAGGCAGUCCCUGUAACAGCUAUGGGACAGAUCUGAAGAAUCUGAAACUGCUGGUGGAAUAUCAGACCGAUGAGCGGCUACACGUCAUCAUCUACGAUGUCGACGAAGAAGUCUAUCAAGUACCGGAAUCCGUCCUGCCUCGUGUUGACGGCGGUGACGGAACCAGGAACGAUUCCGCGUUGACCUUCGCCUACGUGGAAGCACCAUUCUCCUUCUCCGUUUCGAGAGGGGAUGAUGUACUGUUUGAUACUUCUGCGUCCCAACUCAUCUUCCAGUCUGAGUAUCUGAAUCUCCGCACCUGGCUUCCUAAUGAUCCCUAUUUGUAUGGUCUUGGGGAACACUCCGAUCCUAUGCGUCUGCCGACCAAGAACUACACUCGUACACUCUGGAAUCGCGACGCGUAUGGCACCCCUAACCACACCAACUUGUAUGGCAGCCACCCGGUGUACUAUGACCACCGUGGCGAAGCGGGUACUCAUGGUGUCUUCUUCCUGAAUUCAAACGGAAUGGACAUCAAGAUCAACCAGACGGCCGCGGGUAAACAGUAUCUUGAGUACAAUGCGCUUGGGGGUGUCCUCGACUUUUACUUUUUCACCGGCUCGACCCCCAAGGAAGCCAGCAUUGAGUAUUCGAAGAUUGUUGGGUUUCCCGCGAUGCAGAGCUAUUGGGCUUUUGGUUUCCACAAUUGCCGAUAUGGAUACCGUGAUGUAUAUGAAGUUGCUGAGGUGGUCUAUAACUACAGCCAGGCGAACAUCCCGUUGGAGACCAUGUGGACCGAUAUCGAUUACAUGGACCUGAGAAGAGUUUUCACUCUCGAUCCGCAGAGAUUCCCCCUCGAGAAGAUGCGAGAGCUGGUGACUUAUCUGCAUGACCAUGACCAGCACUACAUUGUCAUGGUCGAUCCGGCUGUCAGCGUGAGCGACAAUGAUGGGUACAACGAUGGCGUGCAACAGGGUAUUUUCCUCCGUGUUCAGAACGGGAGUCUUUACGAAGGUGCUGUUUGGCCCGGCGUGACUGUCUUCCCAGACUGGUUCAACUCCGGCACCCAGGACUACUGGACCGGGGAAUUCGCUCGGUUCUUCGAUGCAGACACAGGAGUUGACAUCGACGGGUUGUGGAUCGACAUGAAUGAAGCGUCCAAUUUCUGUCCAUAUCCCUGCACAGAUCCAGCGGCAUAUGCGGUAUCGGAUGAUCUUCCACCUACACCACCGCCAGUGCGGUCCAGUGCCCCACGGCCACUGCCUGGAUUCCCUGCAGACUUCCAGCCUUCAUCCAAAUCAAAACGAGCACAAGGCGCCAAGGGAGCGAAGGUCGGACUGCCUGACCGCGACCUCCUCAACCCGCCCUACACAAUUCAGAACGCCGCAGGCGUCCUCAGUAUGAGCACCAUCCAGACGGACCUUAUUCAUGCGGGUGAAGGGUAUGCCGAGUAUGAUACACACAACUUGUAUGGGACGAUGAUGAGUGCAGCCUCCCGCGUGGCCAUGCAGUCCCGUCGUCCCGACGUGAGACCCUUGAUCAUCACCCGCAGUACAUAUGCAGGUGCCGGAGCACAUGUCGGACACUGGCUGGGCGACAAUUUCAGCGACUGGGUGCACUACCGAAUCUCCAUCGCGCAAAUCGUCGCCUUCGCAUCCAUGUUCCAGAUCCCCAUGGUCGGAGCCGACGUGUGUGGAUUCGGCGGCAACACGACCGAGGAACUCUGUGCUCGAUGGGCGUCUCUCGGCGCGUUCUACACCUUCUACCGGGACCACAAUGAGAUCGACUACAUAUCACAGGAGUUCUACCGCUGGCCCACGGUUGCCAGCUCCGCCCGCAAGGCCAUUGACAUCCGGUACCGGCUCCUCGACUACAUCUACACCUCUCUAUACAGACAAUCCCAGACCGGCGAGCCGUUCCUCCAGCCCCUGUUCUACCUGUACCCGGAGGACAAGAACACGUUCGCGAACGACCUGCAGUUCUUCUACGGUGAUGCCAUCCUCGUCAGCCCCGUCACCGAGCAGGGCUCAACCACGGUCAAUGCAUACUUCCCCGACGACAUCUUUUACGACUGGUACACCGGAGCAGCGGUACGCGGACACGGUGCCGACAUCAAGCUCAGCAACAUCGACAUCACCCACAUCCCUCUCCACAUCCGCGGCGGCAACAUCAUCCCCGUCCGGACAUCCAGCGGGAUGACAACCACCGAGGUGCGCGAGAACGGAUUCGAACUCAUCAUCGCGCCCGGGCUGAACGGAACCGCGUCCGGUAUUCUCUAUCUCGACGACGGAGACUCGCUCGAGCCGUCCGACACGACCGAGAUUGAGUUUGAGUACAGCGGUGGCGUGUUGCGUAUCCAGGGCAAUUUCGGGCAGAGUUCCCCGGCCACGGUGGAGAAGUUCACCCUGCUCGGCCAGUCCGGACAAUCUGGGGGUAAUGUGACGAUCACAAGGAGUACGAGUCUUGGUGGACCGACGGAGGUUAAUCUGAAGUGAGGGAGUGAGUACGCAAAAGUAACUAACUAAUUCGGACGUGGGAGUGGGAGUCUGUACCGAGACCGCGCGAGCAAAUAAGCCGCGAUUAGUGUUUGUUUCAGCAGAAGCGUUGCGUUUAUUUACUUGCUCCGCUACUCCUUUAUAUCUCUCACCAUCCCUUAGCAAACACCUCGAUACUCAAUACUGGAUAAGCGUCGGACAAGCACUUCCUCCCUCCCUCCUUACAAGCCGGAAAGAGGGGAAGGUCCCAUCAAGGGAUGAACGAAGUGAAGGGAUAUCCCUCAUAACAUAUACGAUUGACCCAUGGUUCAUUCCAUUCCUUUUGCGUAUCAAAAGAGUCUCAGAUAGUUAGUUACCCUCUUAAUCAACCUUCUAGUCUAGUACUGUUAUCAUCCAGCCCUCAAAUAAUAUCUGUUUCAAG